Quercus lobata is the source of this 2578-nucleotide messenger RNA. RefSeq lists its product as uncharacterized. The transcript is spliced from 2 exons. The record is from RefSeq and is a predicted model, not a curated record. Lineage: Eukaryota; Viridiplantae; Streptophyta; Magnoliopsida; Fagales; Fagaceae. The coding region runs from base 76 to 549 and encodes 157 amino acids.
CGCAUUCUACAACCGACUCUCUCUAUCUCUCUCUCUGGGUUUGAAAUUUGAAUUGAUAUUCUAUUUCAUUCAUCCAUGGCUUCUCGAUUCAGUGGGACUCCUGUUUCCUUUUUCAUUUACUCUUCUCCUUUUCCUUCUCAAGAAGAAGAAGAACAAAUUGGGAGUCCGAAGAGUCCUGUCAGUGUUAUUCCCGUUUCGUUUUUCUCAUCUCGAGAACAACAAAUUGGGACUCCAUUUACUCCUCACAAUGCUCCUAAAAUCAUGAACCCUAACUUCUCCAUCUCUGCUGAUCGGUUCCGGUUUCGGGUGCCGUACACAACUGAUGAUGCUGUAGUGCUUCAGAAUCUAAUCCACACCAUUCACUCCGUUAUCAAUAGAGAUAAGAUGAAAUCAAAUUCAUCAUCCCUAACAACUGCUCAGAGGCUCUUCAACUCACUUGAUCUUGUUCAGAAAAAGGUCACGCAGCAAUUGGAGAGAAUUAAGGAAACCCCCACUUUUCAGAUGGGGGUUCAGAAAAGUGCUUUGAUCCUUCUUUCUAUCCUUGAUUGAAGAAAUGGUGCGAUGAUUAUUUUUACAUAUAGAGGUAUAUUUCUUUUUAAAGCCUUUUAUUAUUAGAACUCAUAAGAUGGAACUGAUGAUGCAUUGAUUUUUCCAGCACUUGUUAUGAAUCUUAGUAACUUCUCGUUUUUAGUAACAUGUGUUUUUGAAAGUCACCUAAAUGCACUCAAUUUACAAGUUGGGUUGAUAUCUCAACAUUUGUAUGAUGUAUGGGAUUUAAAAUUGUUUUGUAUGUACACAAUCCUAGUAGUUGAUCCACCCCUGAGAUUCCAACCCAGCCCAAUAUAUAGGCUGGUUUCGCCCCUUUUGAAUUGAUUGCAUGGAAGAAAGAGGGCAUUUUAAGAUCAAACUGUCAAAGUUCUGGUAAAACCGCCCCUUUGAGUUCACCUUUGAGAAGCAGUGGAGAAACAACUUGUCAGCAGUCCAAUAUAUAAGCCAAUUCAGAAGCUCAACAAAUUCAUCAAUAUGUUGUUUUUGCUUGGAUGAAAACAUGUGGUAUGGGGUUAUAGGUAAAUCACAUCCUGUUAGUCAGUUAUUGAACACGUGGAAUUUGUUCGUAGUUUAUUUUUAUUUUUAAGUUGAGCUUGUUAUCAUACACUUGAAUUUAGAAAGAAUGCCUGCAAAUUCAGACCAGACUUGCCAAGCCAACCUGCCCUUCCUUGCCUGUUAUGAACUUAUUUUGUUUAGGUGUUUAUGUUUUAGGAUGAGUUUUGGGGGCCCAAAGUGGAGGGAUUGCAUCAAAGUUUGGCUCCCCAACCAGCCAUGAAUAAUCAACUCAUUUGUGACUUUACUUUCAUCAUUUCAGUUAUUUAGGAAUAUAAAGUUAGUUUUAUUACCAUGUUUAUUACUGGCUCUGGUUUAGGUUUCCUAACCCUUUAAGGGGCAGGUUGCACUGGGCAAUUUUGUACAUAGCAAUUUCGAAGUGACCCAAACUUAGGACAUUGAUAACUCUAGCUUGGGUCUGCCCUUUGAUUUCUGAAUCAAAAUGAGCAGAUAAAUUAUCUCCUUCAGUGUUGAGUGUUGCAUUAUCUUUAUAACGCCCACCUCAUCAACAGACUGAUGUUUAUUGGUUUUAUCUCUUUACUGGUGCAAAUUAGAGAGCAGGCUUGUUUACUCCAGUUUUCUUUGGUGGUUGUAUGUUUUCAUUGGUUGAAUAGGAUAAUAGUGAACUAAAUUGGCUCUAUUUAUCUUACGUGUGAAACUUAUUGACAGUUAUGCCUUGUAUUGACUACUAAUGGUAUAUGCAGUACCAAGGUGAGAGGCGUGGGCUUGGGGGAAUAUUUUUUUGAUGGAGCAAUUGGAGAGCAUUAAGGAAACCCCCACUUUUCAGAAGGGGGAGAGAAAAAAAAUUCAAACUUUGAUGUCUAUGUGCUGAUUACAACACGCACUACACAAAGUACAACUGAGAGAACACAACAGAACAGAGUUUAAAGACUGAUUGACAGACAAGGGAACAAGAAACCUAUGUUUUGAAAACCUUUUUUUUUUGGUUAGGACUCUUGAAGUGUAAUUAUGUUCUCUCUGUUUGGUAAGCCUUUUGAACGCUUUGUAUUUUGAAAGAAAUAGUGAUUUCAGAAGUUGUGUUUUGAAAACUUUAAAAAAAAAAAAAAUGCAAUUAAGCCUUUGAUAAAAUCUUUGCAAAAUGUUGUUUCUGUGAAAGAAAACACAGUUUUCUGGAAAAUUUUGGAAAAAAAAAAAAAAACAAAGAUCCCAUGAGUUUUUUUUUUGUUGUAUUUUUUCCCCCUCAUAGCCAAGCUGCUAUUUGUUUUUGGGUUUGAAUAUAAAAUUGCUCUUUUUUCUCCACAAAAUGGCAAUGGCAAACAGACCCUUAAAUCUACUUCGGGAGUCCUAAGUGCCUACACCGGCUGGCAUGUUAGUUAAUUGUUACCAUCAUUCACUGAUGGUACGUGUUGUGUAAGACUAGCUAUCGUUUUGAGAAGCUGUUGUAUAUAAUAAUAUUUUUGGUAAUCCUGAUGUAUAUAAUAUGGUCUUAUGUUAGUUUCUCUCACAUUAUUUUACA